Verticillium nonalfalfae is the source of this 978-nucleotide messenger RNA. RefSeq names its product L-threo-3-deoxy-hexylosonate aldolase (gene LGA1). The coding region runs from base 1 to 978 and encodes 325 amino acids. The transcript has a single exon. Gene Ontology annotation, molecular function: 4-hydroxy-tetrahydrodipicolinate synthase activity. The record is from RefSeq and is a predicted model, not a curated record. Lineage: Eukaryota; Fungi; Ascomycota; Sordariomycetes; Glomerellales; Plectosphaerellaceae.
AUGACUGCCUCCAACGGUACCAACGGCCACUCGGCCCCCAGGCCGCUGCCUGUCGGCAUUUACGCCCCGACCAUGACCUUCUUCAACCCCGAGACCGAAGACCUCGACAUCCCCGUCAUCAAGAAGCACGCCGAGCGUCUGGCGCGCGCUGGCCUUGCUGGCCUCGUCACCAUGGGCUCCAACGGCGAGGCUGCCCACUGCACCCGCGAGGAGAAGAUUGCCGUCACCAAGGCCACCCGCGAGGCUCUUGACGCUGCCGGCUUCGAGCAGACCCCCAUCAUCCUUGGCGCCACCGAAGGCAGUGUUCGCGGAACCAUUGAGCUUUUGAAGCUGGCCCCUGCCGCCGGCGCCGACUACGCCCUCAUCCUGCCCCCUUCGUACUUCCGCGCCCAGAUGGACGAGGCUGCCGUUCACGACUACUUCAUCGCCGUCGCCGACGAGAGCCCCAUCCCUCUCAUUCUCUACAACUACCCUGGCGCCGUCUCCGGCAUCGACAUGGACAGCGACCUCCUCAUCAAGCUGGCCGAGCACAAGAACAUCAUCGGCACCAAGUUUACCUGCGGCAACAACGGCAAGCUGACCCGUGUCGCCCUGGCCACCGACGCCAAGACCCCCUGGAACGAGGGCUCCGGCUACAUGGCCUUUGGUGGCAUGUGCGACUUCACCGUCCAGACCCUCGUCAGCGGUGGUAGUGGCAUCAUCGCCGGUGGCGCCAACGUCGCGCCCAAGGUCUGCGUGAAGGUUUGGGACCUCUACGCUGCGGGCAAGAAGGAGGAGGCCAUCGAGCUCCAGAAGAAGCUCAGCAAGGGUGACUGGUACCUUACCAAGGCCGCCGUCCCCGGCACCAAGGGUGCCAUCAACAGCUACUUCGGCUACGGUGGCUACGGCCGUCGCCCCCUGAAGCGCCUCGAGAAGGAGAGGACUCAAUACAUCGCGGACGGCAUCAAGGAGCUCAUGGACAUUGAGAACUCUCUGUAA